GGGUGCAAGGUGGAAGCAUCAUUUAAAAAAUGUUUUUGUUGUGGUAAAAUAGACAUACUAUAAAAUUUACCAUUUCAACCAUUUUUAAGGGCACAGUUCAUUGGCAUCAAGUCCAUUUAUAUUGUUGGGCAACCAUCCCCACCAUCAUGUCCAGAACUUUCUCAUCUUCCCAAACUUUGUCCCCAUUAAACACUGACUCCCCCUCCCCGAGCCCCUGGACCCACCGUCUACUUUCUGUGAAUUUGACUCUUCUAGGGAACCCCGAUACGUGUCCUUCUGUGUCUGGCUUCUCUCACUCAGCGUCAUGUCCUCAAGGUUCAUCCACAUUGUACCUGGAUCAGAAUUCCCAUCUUUUCUAAGACUGAGUCAUAUUCCAUUGUUUUUACACUGUAUUUUGUUUAUCCAUCCAUCCAUCAGUGGACACCUGGGUGGCAUCCACCUUUUGGCCAUUAUGAAGAAUGCUUCACGUGAACACACGGGUGUCCACGCUAUCUGUUCGGCUCCCUACUUUUGGUUCUUUUGGGUCUACACCCAGCAGUGGAAUUGCUAGAUCCUAUGGUCAUCCUAUGCUGAAUUUUUUGAGGAACUGCCCUGUUUUCCUGAGCACUUCCAGAUGCAUGCUCCCUCCCCACGGUGUGUGCGUCUGAGCGUGGUUCUUAAGAGAAUUAAAGCUGAGUCUGGUUUCUGCCGUUGCCCCGAGGUUCUCUUCGCCGCCUGUGAGCUGGGAGUCUUUGACCUUCUGGCCGAGGCCCCGGAGGCCCUGGGCUCGGCGGCAGUGGCUGCACGUCUGGGCAUCAGCUCCCGGGGGACAGAGCUACUGCUGGACGCCUGUGUGUCCCUGAAGCUGCUUCAAGUGGAAGUGAGGAGAGAAAAAGCUGUGUAUGAAAGCACAGAGCUCACCAGCACCUACCUGGCCAGAGCCAGCCCCAAGUCCCAGCGGGACAUGCUGCUGCACACGGCCAGGACCCCCUACCUGGGCUGGGGCCACCUGGCCGCGGCUGUCAGGUCCCAGGGCGAGAGGCCGCAAGCCGUGCGGGGCCUGCAGGACCAGUGGAGGCUCGGAGGGCCGAGGGUAGUGGCUGCCUUGGACCCGUCACCCUUCCCGCGCGUCUGUGACCUCGGAGGUGGUUCCAGGGCUCUGGCCAAGGCGUGCAUGUCUCUGUACCCAAGGUCUCAGGUCACCAUGUUUGACAUCCCAGACGUGGUCCAGAUGGCAGAGAGGCACUUCUCAUUCCCGGAGGAUGAACGGAUCGCCUUCUGUGAAGGGGCAUUACCGGGCAGUUACUCAGUUUGUAUAACUUUGUCCGUGUGUGGCGUCCUACACCUGGAGCCUUGUUCCUGAGAUCAUCAAUACUACUUGCUUGCCUUGUCCUGCUGUGUGCAUGACGUCAUUCCAAAGGAGCAAAACCAAGGUUACUACAAACAAGGGAACUGGCAGGCGGUGCUGUGUCUUGUCUGCAGUUCUUCUGUUUAGAAUAUCCACGAAUUGGUGCCUCCACGGUCACAGAAACUAUGGUUGUCGCCCGGAGGUGAUGUUGCCAAUCGAAUCACAGCCUUCUCAUGGCCUUUGGUUUGCUUCCAGUGUUUAGGGAUUGCCUUUGCUUUUUAUGUGUUAAUUCUUGGAUGACUAACACAUUUGCAUGAUUCAAAAACCAAAUGCUGAUGAAAGGUACAUGCAGAGAAGUCCAGCUUGUAAUCUGACCCCCUCACGCAUAUUUCUCCCCAGCUCUUGUAAGAGAGCUGAUUUAUGCUCUUUUUUAAAAAAAAAAAUUACAAAAAUAAAUAAAUAAAGCCGCCAUGUCUCCUGGGUGAAGCCAUGCCCGGGAGGGACCUGGCACCGGGGCCGCUGCCCACAGCAUCCACAGUCACCCUGCCCCUCACCCCCCUUGUCUCUGAGAUCCAAACGCAGCACCUGACGGUUUGCAUAUUUCUCUGGAUGGCCAGAACUCUGCAAGGGAAGCCAUCGAUGAUGCUGAAGCCAGGGGCAGCCCUUGGAAGCAGGAGGAGGAGCAUGGCUUUGCAGGUCCGGAAUUUCUACGCAGCAGGAAGCUGACCUCGGGCACAUCACCUACCUUCUCUGCACCCUCACCCUUCAAAUUUAACAGACGGGACUGGGUAAUCUCUAAAGUUUGUCUUAAAUGCCCUGUGAUUCUUUGAAUAUGUCCAACCAAUGCCUCUCAGCUGGGGUGAUUUUGCCCCCCGCCCCCGGUUGGGGACACACCUGGCAGUGUCUGGAGUCGUCUUGGGCUGUCUCGCUGGACUGAAGGAUGCUGCUGGCCGCUGGUGACUGGGUACCAGGGUUGUUGCUCAACACGCCACAGCGCACAGGGUACCCCACAUCCGAGAGUGGCCCAGCAGCCCCCGAUGCCCACAGUGCCGGGCUCGAGAGACUGAGUCUGGAUGUGGUCACACUGCAGCUUCCCCGAUCCUCGUGGCUGUCACGACAGGACUGGCUCUUAGGGGUGCGUUGAUUUCUUAAAAGUCCUCCUGAGCCGAGGGCUCUGGGAGGGUCACGCUGUCUUCGUGGGGGUAGGAAGAGAAACAGGACCUUCUUCAGAAGAUGAUGGAAAGCCAGCUGCUGGUCCCAGACUGUGCUCCCCAGCGUUGGUCCAGCUCCGUGGCCUGGGGAGGGACCGGGUGGACUCAGCAGGAAGGACCCUCCAGGGCGCCAGGAAUCACCUGCUCUGGCUUCUUCGCAAAUGCCUCUCAGGACAGCCUGGAGCCUUGGAGGCAGACGUCCUCCUGUUGCCACGGCGACGCUGGACCACUUGGGGCAGGACCGGGAUGCCUGUCUGCCAGCAGAUGGCGCUGUUGGGCGGUUUAAUGGACGUUGGCUCCACGGACCAGAGGAGGCUGGGGUGGCCCUAAACGGAGAAGACGCCCCCACUUUACGCCUUUGCCUCCGAAAAUGUUAGGUUUCACGAAAACAAGUACCUUUUCAUCAUUUUCCCCCGUGAAGGGCGAUUACAAAGUAAGAAUAAAAGGCAUCAUUCUCCAGGUUCUAAGGGAGGGGACACUGCCCCCCGCCAGCACCCUGUCCCGCGGAGAGACACCCUGGGCCGGGUGGAUAUUAACGUACAGUAGGGCCGGCUGCAUCUCUCGCAGCAGGGCCCUCGAGCCAUUGCCAGAAACACCACCUCUUUCUGGAGGUUUUCUGCCCCAAUGAAGAAUUUGCGUGGUCAGCGGUGAUAUGGAGGGCCCCGGUCAGCUUGUCUAGAAGAAAAGCUGCUGAAACACACAGCAUGGCAUGAACCCUUUGGAUUAAAAAAAAAA
Balaenoptera musculus (blue whale) is the source of this 3273-nucleotide messenger RNA. RefSeq names its product acetylserotonin O-methyltransferase (gene ASMT). NCBI's taxonomy places the organism in Eukaryota, Metazoa, Chordata, Mammalia, Artiodactyla, Balaenopteridae. The coding region runs from base 614 to 1342 and encodes 242 amino acids. The transcript has 5 exons. The record is from RefSeq and is a predicted model, not a curated record. Gene Ontology annotation, biological process: methylation; melatonin biosynthetic process. Gene Ontology annotation, molecular function: acetylserotonin O-methyltransferase activity.